Molecule: messenger RNA, 1226 nt
Organism: Phycomyces blakesleeanus NRRL 1555(-)
Lineage: Eukaryota; Fungi; Mucoromycota; Mucoromycetes; Mucorales; Phycomycetaceae
Exons: 5
Coding region: 94-936 (280 amino acids)
Source: RefSeq, a predicted model, not a curated record
CUUUCUCUCUCUCUCUUUUCGUUUCUUUCUUUCUUUCUUUUUUUUAUAUAUUCUUCUUCUUCUUCUUUCACUCAAAAAACCCAACACAUUACCAUGAAGCUGUCAUUGAUCCUUUCCUGCGCCAUUGUCAUGUUCUCGGCCACCCUUGUCCAGGCUGAUAGUCUUCAGGAUGAAAUCGAUGCUGCAACCAAGAAGUUCUGUGGAGGCAUCAAGGUCACUGCCCCUACCACCAACAAGGUCUUCUCCGACCCCAAGAAGGUCAAGGUCACCGUCACCAGAGUCCCCAACUCACUUGCCAAGGUUAUCAACGGUGUCGAUAUCUACUCCAUUAACUCCAAGGGUAAGCCUACCUACCUCGGUACUCCCUGGAAGGGAACAUACAAGCUCACCAAGUCUGCCACUCUUACUGUAAAUGUCAACAAGGUCAAGGGCCUCAAGUUCCCCUCCCAGUUCAUGUUCCGUGUCUGGGUUCACAACACCAGUGGUCCUGAUUGUACCUUGAUGUCCAAGGUAUUCAAGGUCAAGUCUGGCUCUCACAGCAACGCUGCCGAGGAAGAUGAACAGAUUAACGCAUUGGAUGCCAACAUCGACCGUGGUUGCUUCGGUGUCGAUAUUACCAACCCCGCUACUGGCGAUCACAAGAGUUCUGGUGCUCUUGAUUCUGUCCAGAUCCAGCGUGAUUCUUCUUCCCCUGUCGAAGUCUUCAAUGCCCUCACUCUCUUCAAGGUCGAUCUUAGCACCCGCGAGCCUGUCCAGGUUGCCGAUGCCUGGGCCGGAAACGAGACCGUCCACAGCAUGUUCAACAUCAAGUCUACUCUUCCCACCGUAGAUGCUGCUGAUGCUGCUGCCUUUGCUUACUACUACAAGCUUUCUACUACCACCCAGCAUGAGGAGUCUUGCGAUUUCUACUCCCAUCCCUUUUACCUUGAUGCUUAAACCAUAAAACAAAAAACAAAUACUCUUUAAACGUUGAAACAACCAGAAUCAACUAAACAAAGAAAAAGAAAAAAAAAUCCAUCCCAAAUCCUAUCUGUCAAAUCUCUCUCGCUUCUUCUUAGUCGUUGUCCUUAUUAUUCUCCCUCUUUUAUUUUACUUCUUUUAUUUUCUUAAAUGCAUUCAACCCAAGCCUAUAAACCCAAACAUUUUUAAUCUCUAUCUUUAAAGAGAGAGAGAGUAUAAAGAAAUAUAUAUUCAAUGAAAGGAAAUAUCACUGUUUUUACUAUUCU